AUGUCUGUCCUAGCCUCGCAUGCCCCAGGUGAUGUUGAUGUACAGCCAACCGUCCGCCCUAUCAAUGCUUCUGACAAUCUCGCCUGCUCCAUUGCAGGAUUCCCUAAUCCCAGGACUGCUCAUCUAUCACUUACUUCUCCAAUUUCUGACCAUACAUUACCUUUGGGAAGUUGUCAUCAUCUACAAGGCCUAUCUCGCCCUCGUGUUUCGCGAUGCUUGCACCAACCCUAUGCUACUUUGAUAACCUACAAAGCUGCGCGCUUUCUUAUUACUGAUCAGCCAAGUGACUCCAAUAUUGAACAUUUUAUAAGGGAGUGUCGACUCCAUCGUGUGCAUAAGUUAGUCCGAGUCUGUGAACCAGAGUAUGACAAAAGUCGUCUUGAGGCUGCGGGCAUCGAAGUUGUGGACCUGGAGUAUGGCGACGGGUCCUCUCCUCCGGAAGAUAUUAUCGAACGCUGGUUCUAUCUUAUUUUGGACGGAUUUCAACAUAAUCCACAUUCUUGUAUUGCUGUACACUGCAAAUCAGGUCUUGGCAGGUGGGUUUCUUACUUAAUAUCUUUUUGUUAA
Molecule: messenger RNA, 567 nt
Organism: Protopolystoma xenopodis
Lineage: Eukaryota; Metazoa; Platyhelminthes; Monogenea; Polystomatidea; Polystomatidae
Source: the annotation of a GenBank genome assembly